UAUUUUAGCCGGUUAUUAUAUAAAGCUUCAAUCUGCUUAUCUGGAUCAGAAGACAUCACUGCACCCUUAACUUUCACUCAGAGAAAGCAACUAUGUUUCGUUUCUUGCUACUAAUUUUAGCAGCUAUUUCCUCUGUUAGUUGCUUGAAAGGAAAAUGUAUGCAUAAUGGACAAGAACGUCAAGGAAUAUUCCGAACUGAAUGCAAUAUUUGUGUAUGUUUAAAAAAUGGCAAAGCAUUGUGUACGAAUAAUCAAUGUGAUUACGGACAGGGAUCUACUUGUAUCUAUCAAGGUAAACAUUAUAGGACAGGACAGACAUUUCAACAAUCAUGUAAAACAUGUACAUGCAAACCUAGUGGUCAGGUAGUUUGCAGCGGCAAUGAUUGUAAUAAAACAUGCACAUAUAAAGGGAAGCAAUACAAAAAAGGCGAUGAAUUUCAAGACGACUGUAAAAGAUGUAAAUGUCUUUCUACUGGCUACACUGAAUGUAUCAAUACCUCCUGUCAAUGCAAAUAUGAUGGUAAAGACUACAAAUAUGGAGAGACUUUCAAAGUUGAUUGUAAGACAUGUAUUUGUCAAACUACAGGAACAGUGAAGUGUAACAACGACAGAUGUGAAUGUUAUUACAAUAAUGUGCGAUAUCAAAGUGGACAAAAUUUCACUGAUGGCUGCAACACAUGCAAAUGUCUAAGUAACGGAACAAUUAAGUGUACUGAAAAAACUUGUAAAUGUUAUUACAGAGGAAAACUAUUUAAUGUAGGCGACAGAUUUACAGAAGGUUGUAGCACUUGUUAUUGUCAAAAGAACGGGCAAGUUAAAUGUAAAGACAACGUCUGUCAAUGCACGUACAAGGGACAAAUUUAUGUUACUGGACAAAAAUUUAAAGACGAUUGUAAUGAUUGUGAAUGUAAAGAUGAUGGAAACGUAAAAUGUGAUCAGAAUCCAUGUCGAUGUACUUACAAGUAUAAGGUUUAUGAAUUCGGAGCACAGUUCAAAGAUGGCUGUGAAACUUGUACUUGUAAAACAAACGGUAAUGUGAAAUGUAUAAGGGACAACUGUCAAUGCACAUACAAGGGACAAAUUUAUGUUACUGGACAAAAAUUUAAAGACGAUUGUAAUGAUUGUGAAUGUAAAGAUGAUGGAAACGUAAAAUGUGAU
This is a messenger RNA of Octopus bimaculoides (California two-spot octopus), 1157 nucleotides long. RefSeq lists its product as uncharacterized. Gene Ontology annotation, cellular component: extracellular region. Gene Ontology annotation, molecular function: protein binding; peptidase inhibitor activity. Lineage: Eukaryota; Metazoa; Mollusca; Cephalopoda; Octopoda; Octopodidae. The record is from RefSeq and is a predicted model, not a curated record.